UGCCUCCCACGCGCCGCGGUUGCAACCUAACUUCCCCCCCACGUGCCUCGCCAUCACCGUUUAAAUCCCGCCGGGCACCGCCGCGACCUCUCCAAGACCCAGUGCGAUGGCGCCGCACGUCGCCGUGGUGACCUUCCCCUUCAGCUCCCACGCGGCGGUGCUCCUCUCGUUCGCGCGGGCGCUCGCGGACGCGGCCCCCGCGGCGACGUUCUCCUUCCUCUCCACCGCGGACUCCGUCGCGCAGCUGCGGAGGACGGCGGCGGCGGCCCCUCCCGGGAACGUGAGGUUCGUGGAGGUCGAGGACGGGGCGCCGCCGGAGGGGACGCCCGUGCCGCGGCGGAUGGAGAUGUUCAUGGAGGCCGCCGAGGCGGGCGGGGUGGAGCGCGGGCUCGAGGCGGCGCGCGCCGCGGCGGGGGGUGCGAGGGUGACCUGCGUGGCGGGGGACGCGUUCCUGUGGAUGGCGGCGGAGGCGGCGGCCAAGGUGGGGGCCAAGUGGGUGCCCGUCUGGACGGGGGCUUCGAGCGCGCUCGUCGCGCACCUCCGCACCGACGCGCUCCGGGAGGACGUCGGCGAGAAGGCCGCGAGCCGCGCCGACGAGCUGCUCGCCUCGCAUCCCGGCCUCGAGAGCUACCGGAUCCGCGACCUCCCCGACGGCGUCAUCUCCGGCGACUUCAACUACGUCAUAAGCCUCCUGCUGCACCGCAUGGCGCAGCGCUUGCCACGCGCCGCCACCGCCAUCGCGCUCAACACCUUCCCUGGCCUCGACCCACCCAGCGUCACUGCCGCGCUCACCGCCAUUCUCCCCAACUGUCUCCCGCUCGGCCCCUACCACCUCCUCGCCCCCGCCACCGACACCACCGCGCCAGCCAGCGACCCCAACGGCUGCAUCGCCUGGCUCGACAGCCACGCCCCGCGCACCGUCGCGUACGUCAGCUUCGGCACCGUCGCGGCGCCGCGACCGGACGAGCUGCGCGAGCUCGCGGCGGGGCUCGAGGCCAGCGGCGCGCCGUUCCUCUGGUCCCUCCGGGAGGACUCGUGGCGGCUGCUCCCGCCGGGCUUCCUGGAGCGCACCGGGCACGCCGGCCUCGUCGUCCCGUGGUCGCCGCAGGUGGGCGUGCUGCGCCACGCGUCGGUGGGGGCGUUCGUGACGCACGCCGGGUGGGCGUCGGUGAUGGAGGGCGUGUCCAGCGGCGUGCCCAUGGCAUGCCGGCCCUUCUUCGGCGACCAGCGGAUGAACGCGCGGUCGGUGUCCCACGUGUGGGGCUGCGGCGCGGCGUUCGACGGGGCGAUGACGCGCGACGCCGUGGCCAGGGCGGUCGCGUCGCUCGUCGGCGGGGAGGAAGGGCGGCGGAUGAGGGCGAGGGCGCAGGAGCUGCAGGCCAAGGCGGCGAAGGCGUUCGAAACCGGCGGCGAAUGCGUGAAGAAUUUCAGCAAGUUCGUCGAGAUCGUCUGUGCGCCGUGAUCCCGUCCAGCGUACGUGACAUGUCCAGGAGGCUUGAAUUGAAUGAACCCUUGGGAUGUUACUAAGAAAUUUAACUCCUUGCGAGUGGUGAAAACAAAUUUAUCACUAGACAUGAAUGUCCGUGUGAGUAUAUAACAAACAAAAUCUCUUACGACCAUUCGUAAGAAUAGCAGAAGUUAAAUGUCCCCAUGUUAAAAUAUAUAGCUAUUUCAUUAUAAAUAACAAAAUUAGUUACUACGGAAUGCAAAUUUAAAAAUUAAUUUAAAGAGUUAUAUAGAAAAAUAUAUCGGUUAACUGUUUCAGAAAGUGUGCAUGCAAAAGCAGAUUAUUCAAAGACUAAAGAGUUGUUUCAUCUUCCAUCAAAAUCGGGCCAAAUUCGUACGACUCUCAUGAGUAGUAAAUUGUACUCCUCCUGGCUGGUACAUUGUAGACUUGUAGCCCCAUUAAUACCAUACGGAAUAAGAGGAGAAGAAACGCAUUCCACCACCCCUCGAGGAGGAAAUAUUUCUUGAAUGUUUUAGGCUGGUACAAUAUAUUACUCUAU
Oryza brachyantha (malo sina) is the source of this 2006-nucleotide messenger RNA. Its product is annotated as anthocyanidin 3-O-glucosyltransferase-like. The transcript has 2 exons. The record is from RefSeq and is a predicted model, not a curated record. NCBI's taxonomy places the organism in Eukaryota, Viridiplantae, Streptophyta, Magnoliopsida, Poales, Poaceae. Bases 107 to 1462 code for a protein of 451 amino acids. Gene Ontology annotation, molecular function: UDP-glycosyltransferase activity.